UUAAACUUUAAAUUUUGUUUACCUUUUUAAAUUGAUCUCAAGUGAAUUAUGUCAAUUAACAAACUACCAAACGAGUGUCUCUAUAUGAUUUUGGACCAUUUCAAUGGAUUCGAAGAGUUGAUCCGAUUGUCCAAAGUCUCCCCGAGAUGGUUGUUGGUCGUUUUGCUUAAGUUUAGCAAAGUUAAAUAUCUUCAAUUGAUUGGAAGAUACAGAAGUGACCUGGACUAUAUUGACAAUGACAAACUUUGGAAAAAUACUACAGAAACUUUGAAGAGUCACAAUUUAAGGGAUUUGUUUCCCAAUCUGAAGAUUGUUGAAGUUCCGUUGCAUUUUUUUGUUUCCCUUGAGUCAUAUGAUUUUAGAAGGUUAAUUAACGAACAUCCUAAAAUCAAAGGAUUAAUUGGACUUUAUGAUCCUGUUGAGUACGGAUAUAACUUGGAAAAUAUCGAAAUGAUUUCAUCAGAUUUCAAAUUCGAAUUCAAAAAAAUCUUUCGACCUGAUCAAUUGAAACAAAUUCGCUUCGACAAAGUUUUAGACUACUCUGAACUAUCACAAGUUAUCGAAUACUUUCCGAAUUUAAAGCGGCUCAACUUACCACUUCGUAAUGACAUUAAAAAAUACGAUGGCCCGAAUUUGACUGCUUUAAAGAUACUUGAAGUAGAGGUUGUGACAUAUUCUUAUGAUGAGUUUUCUAUAUUUCCCUUUAUGGAUUCCUGUCCAAAUCUAGAAAGUGCAUUCUUACUUUUUAUUCAUGGUAAGGAUGCUUCUGUUAACGAUUCGAUAAAAAAUUUCAAUUUAAGAGAUUUAGUUAUCGAACAGGCUGGUCAUCUUAAAUGGUCAUUAUUACGAAAAAUUUUGUUGAAAUUUCCGAAUUUACAUCAUCUUGGAAUCAGAAACAAUGAAAAUAUUGACGACAGUCAUGUGGAAGAAUUGGUGAAACUAUUACCUAAAAUAAAACUGAUCGACUUGAGGAGUUGUGACGAAGUGACUCAAAAAUCAGCUGAUAUUCUGUCCAAAUAUUGCGAGAAAUCCAAUCGAUCAAUUAAAAUCUAUUAUGAUUGUGAAGAGGAACCAAUCGAAUGGCCUCAAUUGGUUUAUGGUGGCGAUCGAAUUUGUUAUGGAUUCGAUUUCAUGAAACAUUGUUUUUAUAAAACUUGGAACUCACUUCCGCAUUUGCUUGAUGAAUAAAGUUGCAAAAUGACCCAUAUAAUUGAGUCGUUUUAUUCAAUUACAUGUAGUUAAUAAUUGUCUCAUUUAUUCAUAUUUCAGUUCUCUUCCAAUUCUCAUGGAUGAAUAAAAAUCGAAACUCCUAUUAUACAAUA
Molecule: messenger RNA, 1322 nt
Organism: Panonychus citri (citrus red mite)
Lineage: Eukaryota; Metazoa; Arthropoda; Arachnida; Trombidiformes; Tetranychidae
Exons: 6
Coding region: 49-1188 (379 amino acids)
Molecular function (GO): protein binding
Source: RefSeq, a predicted model, not a curated record